Messenger RNA from Daphnia magna, 2106 nucleotides. RefSeq lists its product as uncharacterized. Lineage: Eukaryota; Metazoa; Arthropoda; Branchiopoda; Diplostraca; Daphniidae. The transcript is spliced from 12 exons. The coding region runs from base 324 to 1724 and encodes 466 amino acids. Gene Ontology annotation, molecular function: protein binding. The record is from RefSeq and is a predicted model, not a curated record.
AUACGUUGCCAAAUGCUGGGAGACUUGUCUGGAGAGAGAAAAAAACAAAACCAGUCCACAAUCGACAUGGCGCUAUGGUUAUCUGGCGUUGUAGAGUGCAUCAACGAAAUGAAAAAAAAAAAAUUGUUCGACAGGUUUCGUCUGAUGCCUAACCUGGAGUUGUAUCCAACUACCUUUACACACAUCUACAACUCGGAUGGGGGAAGAAGAAAAAAAACCAGAAUCCACAACUGGUCUUUCGUUAUAUAAAAGGCGUCUGCGUUCGCGAGUUUUUGUUCAGUCAAGGCCAACAGUGCGAUCCAGUACAUUGUAUCGUCGCCACCAUGAAGCAUCUGAUUGUUCUUUCUGUUGUUGUGGUGGGAUGUUUCGCCACUGCCCAAUUACAUGUCGAACGGACGAGAUACAGACCCAUCAAUCCGUUUCGUUUCGAUUCCUUUCCUUCAUCCUCGCGUGUUCCGACAUCAGGGGACAUAGUCAAAGCGGUAGCUUCUCCAAACGUUCUAGAUGAUCAUCAAAUACGGUUAAUGCUAGACGCCCAUAUUGUGUGUCUUACAGAAUUGAAAGGUACAAAGCAACGAUUGAUGGACACCAAUGCUGUUAUCGAACAGUUUAAGGAGGAGGUGAGAGAAGAUAUUCUGCGUUUACACACACAAUUGGCUGCGAUCAUUACGAACGUCGAUUUGGAAGACGUAAAAAUCCAGUUGAACGCAAAUUCUCAACUUUUGGCCAACACUGUCAUCAACCUUCAAGAAUUGGAGGAUAAGUUAGAAGUUACGAAACAACAUACGUCAGACGUGUUGACGCGUUAUCAAAACGAAAUGAAUGUCACAGUCGAAAAACUCGAGGAGAAGCAGCGCGAAACUGCUGACAAUGUGACAGACGCCCAUUAUGAAAUUGCAUCUCUGACAACCGAAUUGGACGCUGUUAAACAACAAUCGAAGGAUACAUACAAUUAUGUGGAAGAGCUUAAAACCGGCUGGACAGCCACGGAUUUUGCUGUUGCCGAUCUUAUGAGGGAUUUGAAUGUUGCAAGAGAGGAAGCGUUGGCAUCCAAUGUCCGGAUUGAAGAACUGGCAUCGACAUUGAAUGCGAGAACGAGUCCCAGCUCUAUAGGAGAAAUGCCAGGAUCCUGUGCGGAUUUGAGACAAAUUGGACACGUCAAGAGUGGAUUACACUUGGUUAUGGGGGAGAAAGGCGUUGAAAGCGUUUAUUGUGACUUCACUUUAGAAGAAAAGGACAAGUGGAUUGGAUAUACUGAUGUCAAAACGGCGCCGGUGUAUUUCUCCGUGCAAAGAACUAGUCGAUUUAACAAAACCAACGUUCCAAUUCCAUUUGAUCUCGCGAAAUCCGCUAUCGGAAACGCCAUGAAUUUGACGUCGGGAAUUUUCACUGCACCCAAAACGGGCACCUAUUUUUUCAUUUUCAACGGACUGGUUGAAUUCGAUGAAACCUCCAACGUCAUCCCUUACCUGGCCGUUGGUCUUUUCCUCAACAAAUCGGGUAACAGAAUCGCCUUGGCUUUGACGGAAGAGGCUUACACUGUGAAAGACCAGUAUAGAGGCCAACGUGCUCCAUUGGCCCUUCAAACAACAAUUCGGCUGCAAGAAGGAGAUCAGGUUUGGUUGGAAAUCUUGGCCCAAUCGGGAACGGUAUCUCUCUUUGAUAACACAAACAAUCACUCGGCUUUCACUGGAUGGCUGAUGGAGGAAGAGAUUUCAUUGUGAACGUUGUCAAUCCAUUGAUCAACAAGCUAUUUAUUUAGUUUUCCUUGAGAAAUAAUGUUGUGCCUUUAUAUUUCUGAAAAGAAAUGAACCUUUUUUCGUUCUUUUAUUCUCUGCAUUCAAGUUGGUCGGUAAUGUAACACACAGGGCUGUGGGUUUUUAUUAAUUUUUAAUCCACCUGAAAUAGAUUCAAAUUGCCAUGAUAACUGGCAAAAAUCACCAAAUUUCCCUUUUUCUUUUGGCGUAAAGAGACUAUUCUUUACACUUUUUGGGUACCUCAAACUAAUUUCAAUUAACCGUUCAUGUUUUAGUAUUACAUGUCUGUAUUUCCCCCGUGUAUGAUUAUUCAAUUGUGAUUAUCAAAUAUAUGCUGGCGGCCAUUUAA